Messenger RNA from Suncus etruscus (white-toothed pygmy shrew), 954 nucleotides. Its product is annotated as olfactory receptor 6C2-like. The transcript has a single exon. The record is from RefSeq and is a predicted model, not a curated record. Gene Ontology annotation, biological process: G protein-coupled receptor signaling pathway. Gene Ontology annotation, molecular function: olfactory receptor activity; G protein-coupled receptor activity. Bases 1 to 954 code for a protein of 317 amino acids. Lineage: Eukaryota; Metazoa; Chordata; Mammalia; Eulipotyphla; Soricidae. Gene Ontology annotation, cellular component: membrane.
AUGAGAAACCACACAAGACUAACAACAUUCAUCUUACUGGGAUUAACUGAUGACCCACAGCUUCGAGUUCUGAUAUUCAUCUUUAUGCUUGUCACUUACAUGUUGAGUGUAACUGGAAAUUUAACAAUCAUCACCCUCAUAUUUGUGAAUUCUCAGAUGAAAUCUGCUAUGUACUUUUUCCUCCAAAAUUUCUCCUUCUUAGAGAUCUCAUUCACCACAGUCUGCAUUCCUCGAUUCCUUUAUAGUUUGUCAACUGGAGACAAAACAGUUACGUACAACGGUUGUGCUGGUCAACUUUUUUUUGUUCUCUUUUUUGGAGUCACAGAAUUUUUACUCCUAGCCAUCAUGUCCUAUGACCGCUAUGUAGCGAUCUGCAAACCUUUGCAUUAUGUAACAAUUAUGAGCAAAACGGUAUGCAGAAAACUUGUCAUUUGCUGUUGGGUUGGAAGUUUAUUAAUCAUUCUCCCUCCACUUGGCUUUGGUUUAACUCUAGAGUUCUGUGACUCAAAUAUCAUUGACCAUUUUCUCUGUGAUGCCUCUCCUAUUCUUAAGAUCUCUUGCACAGACACAUGGCUCCUAGAACAGAUACUCGUAGCCGGUGCUGUGCUCAUCUUAGCCUUGACUCUCGUGUGUGUAGUUCUUUCCUAUGUAUACAUCAUCAAGACAAUCCUAAAAUUUCCCUCUGCUCAGCAAAGGAAAAAGGCUUUUUCUACCUGUUCUUCCCACAUGAUUGUUGUCUCAAUGACUUAUGGAGGAUGCAUUUUCAUUUACAUAAAGCCUUCAGCUAAAGACCAAGUGGCAAUUAACAAGGGUGUCUCAAUGCUCACAACUUCUAUAGCCCCUAUGUUAAACCCAUUUAUCUAUACUUUGAGAAACAAGCAAGCAAAACAAGCCCUUAGUGACUCGAUAAAGAAUUUGCUUUUAUUUUCAAAAAAUAGAAAUGCAAUCAAGUAG